This is a messenger RNA of Drosophila obscura, 4669 nucleotides long. RefSeq lists its product as uncharacterized. NCBI's taxonomy places the organism in Eukaryota, Metazoa, Arthropoda, Insecta, Diptera, Drosophilidae. The record is from RefSeq and is a predicted model, not a curated record. The transcript has 4 exons. Bases 612 to 3962 code for a protein of 1116 amino acids.
AUUUAAAAACAAAACAAAUGAAACUGAAAUUCAAAAUGGCGAAUUUGCUGUCUGGGUUCGGGUCUUAAUGGGUCUGACAGCAGUGGGAACGAGACAACAAGUUGGUUGUAGGGUUGCCAAGUAGACAAAAUACGAAUUAGUUUUUACUUUUUAUUUAAUUUUUAAUGAAAUAAGUCUCAAAAUUUGUCUAUAUUCCAAAAUAAGUAGGCGGCUUAUGUGGGCUUAGGCUUAGGUAGUACAAUUGAUUGAAAUCCGCUGCAUGCGAUCAAUUUUUCGUGCACACCACUGUAGUUGUUGUAGACAUUCUCGUGUGAAAAAAUUAUCGUCGCUGUGGGAAUCGAAUCGGACGGAGAUUCAAUGAAAAAACUAAAAAUUUUCAAAGUCUGUAAAAAUUUGCAAGAUCUUUUGCCCGGGCCGCAAUUAAAAGAUACGCGAUAGUGUUGCGUCUGUGUUUUUGCAAAGAAAUUACCGCGCCGCGCCGCUUUGUUGUUAUCGCUUGGUUUGGUUGUGCUGCAUCUGCCUGUCUGCCAGCGCGGACGCCUCUGUACAGAAGUACAUAAUUUUGGCAAUCAAAUUACUUGCACGUGGAGUGCACUCCACAACGCCGCAAUAUGAGCAAUACUCCAAACCGUGAGGUAAUGCUGGUACCGGCCGCGACUCCCUCGCCAUCGCCCCUGGCCAAACUCGAUGUUGACUUGUCAGGUUCGAACUAUGAGAUGCACCCGAGCCUUUCUGACGAGGAGCGUCGCUACUAUCUUAAGGCCUACCCGACCGUCGAUUUGAUCAACCAGCGAAAGGUGCACUGCACUGUAUGCAAAAUGCACAUGGGCACGGCCCCUGGCUCGGAGGGCAGCAUCAAGAUGCACCCCAUUCUGCGCGUGACACACUGCGGCAAGUGCCACGAUUUCUACAACAGUGGAGAGUUCUCAAAGGGCGAGGACGGCUCCGAGCUGUACUGUCGCUGGUGCGGCCAGGGUGGCGAGGUCUAUUGCUGCUCCACAUGCCCGUAUGUUUUCUGCAAGUCGUGCAUCGUGAAGAAUCUCUCGCGCGGCGUCAUUAUGGACAUUGAACAGAACGAGAACUGGAACUGCUUCAACUGCACCCCCAAGAUCCUAUGGCCACUGCGCGCCCAGCACUGGGCCCUGGUCAACUACAUACAGACCCAGAAGCGAGGCCUGCAGAGCCUGCAAUUGCCGGAAGUGGAGGCGCGCCGGCAGAUGAUGAAGGACAACAGUACGUGCUGCCGUCUGGCCAAGGCUAAGGCCAACAGCCUCUCUGAUUCCGCGGAAAGCCUUGAAUCAAUCACUUCGAAGCGCAGCCACAACAGUUCCGUGAGCUCUGCGAAGAAGGGUCCGGCGCUAAAGUUGCAAGGUCCGCCCACCAAGCGCCCCAAGGCGUCAAACGACGAGGUCGUCUGUACUCCCGAUUUGCUGAGCAUGCUGGAGCCGGACUGUCAGAUCUCCAUGCCCCCGAAGCCGGCAGCUCGUCUCCCGGUCCCACCGGUUAGCAUAACAACCACGCCACGCAUUGUCACCGUACAGCAGAACUAUACCGGACCGAGUCCCAGUCCCAGCAGCAAUGGUACAAGUCCACCCCGGAUUAGUCUGCCGCCACCGCUGGUGCUGAGUGGCUCGGGCGUUCGGUACCGCCAGAAUUCACCGGCCAGUGUGGUGCGUCGCACCGUCGUGCCCAAUAGCGUGCGGAACACUGGGCCCGUCUUCCACACCAUAAACGGAUUCCGCGUGGAUCUGAAUAGCGCCGCCCAGCAGGACUCGUACCGCCUGCCCAACGGACGCCUCAUUCAGGUCAAGCGCCAGAUGCCACCAGGCGGUCAGCCUCCAACGCCUUUGACGCCGCCCACUCCGAUGUCUGUGGGUCCAAUGGGUCAGGUCAUGAUUCGACCCCGCUCUCUUGCAGCCGCUUCGCCGACCAUUCGCCAAGUCCACAGCAGCACAAACAGCAGCCCAGGCGGCACACCGCCAGCCAUUGUCUCCAACAUGGGCUCCAAUAUGGGGAUCUACAAUCCGCAGAUCAACCAACAGCAGCGAGCUCCGCAAGUUGUGCGCCAGGCAAGUGCCUGUGCCAGUGCCAGUGCCAAUGCUAAUGCCAAUGCCAGUGGCGGACCCACACCGACGGUGGGGAACACUAAUGGAGCAGACGGGACUAUGAUAUAUGCGGUGCAAUCUAACAAGAGCUCUGCAUUGAUGCGCCAUGUGUUCCCGAAUAGCGCGAUUGGACAGGCGCGUGCCCAGCUGCAGGAGCAGAUAUUCAGUGCCAUGGACAUAUGCACCCAUCUUACUGGAAAGGUAGUCUCUCUGACCCAUUCGAAUGCCUACAAUCAGGCGCGCAGCUAUAUGGAUCUCAAGGAGCUGUACAUUCAUAUGUCGUACCUUAUGACCUAUGCCAUUGGACGCUUCAAGCAUCUGCAGGAGAAGUGUCUGGUGGACAUGCGCGACAUGGGCUUCAAGAACGAUGCGAACAGUCUGGAGAACGGCCAGUUGGCUGCUGAGAAACAAGCCAGCGAUGACGAGGAUAACGAGAUUGAGAUUGUGGAGCCCAAGACGGAUACCAUUACCAUUGAUUCGGACAACGAAGACGAGGUGUGCUCGCCCGCGAACAGCAAGAAGAUCAUGAAGAUAACUUCUGUUGCGUCUCAUGCCCCGAAGAAGGAAGUCGUGGAAGUACCGCCGAGUGAGGCCGAUAUGGCCGCCUUUAGUUCAACCAUCUUGGCCAGUCUUCUCGAAGUGGACAUCACCGAGGGCACUGCCGAUCCCAAGAACGUGUCGCCAGGACACAAAAAGCAGCCUCGUAAGAAGACAACGAACAAGCCGAAUCCGGCGUUGCUACAAUUGGAGCGCCAGCGCAUGGAGGAGAUCAAGCACACCGAUGCCAAGCUGAAAAUGAAAGUCAGGGUCAAGUUGCGACGAGCGGAGGACGAGUUUGAGGUGGCCCGUAAAUGGGCUAAGAACUGCGAUCGGAAGGCCAACCAGAGAAAGUCUGAUGCUGAGAAAAAGCCAGCUACCGGAUCCAAUGAGCCAAUUUGUAUCGAAGAAGAAAAAGAACUGGACCACAUUAGCAAGGAAGAGUCCAGCCCGUCUAAACCAGAAGCAGACAAAGAAACGGACAAGCUUGAGGCACCCAAAGAAGACAACUGCAAGAAUGACAAAGCAGAGGCCCCAAUGGAAUUGCCAGCAGAUGAUGAUUACCAAAAGUUAGGCGAAGCAGAAGACGAGCAGCAAAAGAAAGUUGAAGCUGAAGCGGAAGCUGUAACCGAACAUGAAGUGGAAGCUGUAACCAAACCUGAAUCUGUUGAUCAGUUGAACGAAAAGGCAGUCUUAAGUAUUAACCCAGUCUUAGGUGAUGCAAUGGAAAUCGUGGAGUCCGAACCAGAAGUGGUAAAGGAGAAAUGUACGGAUGAAGAUAACUCCAAUUUAAAUGAACCGAUGGACACUUCCACUGAAAGCCCCGCUGCUGUGCCGCUGGAAAGCAUGGACAUAGACAUACCGAGUGAAAGUACUGACCAAACAGAGGCUGUAGUAGAUGAAGCAAAAGAUCUGGAUGGUAUGGGAGUGAGUGAACCAGCGAAAGAGUUGAAAAAGGACCCCUGCAAUUCCAGCCCCAUAGCAUCUACAGCUGAUGCUGAAGCUUUUAAAGACAUGGAAAAUGAUACGACAGUUGCGGAUAGUAGUCCUGAAAUUGUAGAUCCCGAAACGGACACAGCAACGUUGGUGAUGCCAUCGCCAGAACCCAUCCCAAAAGACGAUCAAAACGAGGAGGUCUCCCCUCGUGAAUCUGAACCACUGACGGAGAACGAAGCUGUUGCUGCAAAAUCCACUGAUGUCUUGACAGAUAACAACGCCGAAGCACCUGUAGCAGGCUUACACGAGACUAUCGAAUCAAAUGCCACACUUUCGGAGGAGUCCACUUCAGAGAGGAUUGACGCCGGGCAACUUGUCGGCUAGUUUGUGGUGAUCAUUCGAGGUCCCGACGACGACUCUCCAUAAGACCUCGACAUUGGUAAUUUAUACGCUGGGUAUAAGGAUUUAAUGGAUCUAAUGAGAUACAAGAAAACGGCCAAUCAUUUGUUAAGUAACUUUAAUUUUGCUCUUAAUUGAAUUUAACUUGUUUUACAAAGCAUAUUUGGCAAUCAAUUUAUGUGCGUGCAAGCAAGUACUUUUCUAAAUUGUUUAUUUGACUUAUGAUACACAAUUGUACAUACUCAAUUAAUUUUAUAUUUAUCAUGUUAUAUUCUUGGGGAACUACUCCAAUUAAUUCAAAGUAGUUUGACGCCCAGAAAAUGUCUUUAAUAAAUUGUUAUGGCUUCUAAUUAUACUGCUAUUCUACAUACAUAUUUUUAUGUAUAGUAGAUGCAUAUAUAAAUCUGAUCUUUUCAAACCAUAAUCGGUAUCAUGUUUGCUUAUAUCUUUCCCAUGCUGUAUAGAUAUGUUAUAGUGUUAGGUAUUGCAUUUAAUCAAUCAUUUUAUUGUUAUAUUCCCGAAACACUAACAAGAGGCCUGCCUGUCAUCGAAGCAAUCGAACCAUUAGUAAGUAUCUGGGGAUGCUCCAUUUAUGACAUUUUUAUGAGUAUAUCAGUAAUACUCAGAAAUCAUAAACUGAACCAGAGAGCAAGCCAGUAGAAAAUAUUUAGUACUUAGGGUAUUAAUUGAUA